AUGAUUUCAGCCCAAUGGAGAUAUUGCCUUAUUGAAGUGGGAAAGCCAUUAAAUUGCCUAAAUUUAGGGUCCGGUGCUAGUUCCACUACAUCAGCUGAUCGCGAUGAUUUCGCGAUAUACAACGCGAUAAAUAACACCACAUCGCAACGUCAAGAAAGAUACCUGGAAAUUAAUGAAACCGAUAAUGAAGGUGUCAUCCAAUUCUGGGAUUUCUGUUGCUUGAUUAGUACUCAUUCUAUUUCCAUCGAUCAUGGCUGCAGUUUCUAUACCGACUACCUCUGCGCUUCCUCCCUCUCAGCUUGUUCCUUCAACGCACCCCUCCCCCUCGAUUGGCUCGACGAACGUAAUCAAAUCAAUACCGCGCCAUAUCUUCUCGAAGCCGACGAUUCUGCCUCAGAUUAUGCGCAAGAUCUCUACCCACCUCAUGCUACCCUUGACUCUCUCAGCGAACUCUACACUUCCUUUACAGCGCAAAAAGGCAGCAAGCGCGAUGUUCUUGAUCGAAUACUGGAGGGUGACUGGAGACAUGGGAUCACACUAUAUCAAUUAGCUAUGGCAGAUAUGCAAUAUCUUUAUGAUCAUCCUACAUCACAGAAAUGGACUGCCCUGAAAAUUGUACCGUUGACAUCUUCAUCUCCCGACCAUGAAGUUCCAAAGGAAGAAAAGAAAGAUACAGCAAUACCUCGAUUCCAUCCGUCGAUAUUCUUACAAAAUUUACAAAAAGAGGUGCUACCAGAUGUAAAAGCUCAUUACAAUCUCGAUCGUCAUGCUACUUUACCUUUACUACUUUUAAGAAUCUACAUACUGGAUUCACCAUAUAACACAUCACUUGCGCUUUCAUCGGGUUCUAACAAACCGAGCAUGACAUUUGACUCUAGCAAGACGUUUUACAUUGCUUUCCCAGAUGCUUCGCCAUAUAUUUAUGUUUCAUUGAGUUCCACAGUAGGGAGCGCCAAUGGAGCAACCGACACAAAGAGUCUAAGGAAACUGACACUGGAUGGAAUCCCGAAAGCGUUUAGCAGGCCAAGAGAAAGGUACAAGUUAGAGGGUACUGGAUUUUCCACGAAGAAUUUGGAGGUGCUGUGUGAGAGGAAGGGAGGAGGAAGGCACAACGCAGCAGGAGGUGCAUGGGAAGUUUAUGCAGGAGACAAUCCAUUGAAUCCGACACUACUAACAUCAGAGGACUCACCAACUGGGGAUCAGUUGGAGAGCGUUGACAAAGAGAAGACAAUACCGAGAAAUAUGAAAAGACCCAGAGAAGACGAUGCGCCAGAACUGGCAAAGAAACGAAAGAAUGUAGCAAAAGCUCGUUUUGGAAACUCUGCAAAACCCAACGACGGAAAGGGCAUUGAAAGACUCGAUAUUCGUGUCGAAGACCCUUUCCCUUCUUUUGUUUCCAUAACACCUGAACCAGAGAAUGAAUCAAUCACUGAGCGACAACGGGGGAAGAACAAAGGGCGAAGAAGUACUAUCGAAGCUGAGUUUGAUAGGUUGAAUAGAGAGGACAGUGAGAGAAGAAAUGAAACAGAAAGGGACGAAAGAGGGAGGGAUGCAUGGAAGCCAGAUAUCAGAAUAACAUUCCAGGGAACUCAUGUAUUUGCGGGGAUCCGAGAAUUGGUUGAGGCAGGAAUAGUGGACGGAGAGAAAAUGCCAGGAUGGAUGACUGGCGAAGAGGGUGUUACCCUGGGAGUUGUGAGGAGGGGAAGGGUUAGAGGGUUCAAGGGAACUGGCGUCUGA
Botrytis fragariae is the source of this 1737-nucleotide messenger RNA. RefSeq names its product putative trfa protein. Bases 1 to 1737 code for a protein of 578 amino acids. Gene Ontology annotation, biological process: CENP-A containing chromatin assembly; chromosome segregation. Lineage: Eukaryota; Fungi; Ascomycota; Leotiomycetes; Helotiales; Sclerotiniaceae. The record is from RefSeq and is a predicted model, not a curated record. The transcript has 5 exons.